This is a messenger RNA of Pieris macdunnoughi, 1674 nucleotides long. The record is from the annotation of a GenBank genome assembly. NCBI's taxonomy places the organism in Eukaryota, Metazoa, Arthropoda, Insecta, Lepidoptera, Pieridae.
AUGGAAAUCUCUUCUAAAAAUUCGUAUAACUCUCAGACAAUGGAAUCUCAAAAAGCGGGGGAAAAUGUCGAUAAAAACAAACACAAAAACGCGAAUGAUGCCCAUGGACAUUGUUACUGCGGUAAAGAUCGAAAUCUGAAUAUAGUUGAACUCCUUUGUGCUUCUUGCAACAGGUGGUUUCACGAAUCAUGUAUUGGGUAUCAGCUGGGCAAAUUGGUUCCAUUCAUGACAAAUUACUUGUUUAUAUGUAAAAAUUGUUCCCCUACUGGUUUGGAAACAUUCAAAAAGAAUCAAGCGCCUUUUCCCCAAAUGUGUCUUACUGCCUUAGCCAAUCUCCGACAAGAAAGUGUAAAAGAUGGCAGUAAUAAGUCAAUGUUUGGUAAGGACAGAGAAAUUAUUCCAUACAUUGAUCAGUAUUGGGAGGCCAUGACGACAAUGCCUAGAAGAGUUACACAAUCUUGGUAUGCCACAGUGCAAAGAGCAUUAAUUAAGGAUAUUCAAGUUAUGUUUACAUAUGAAGAAGACCCAAAUCAGGGGCCAAUGUAUGGAUUAUUCAACAUUGAGCUGACAAAUAUUAAGCCUAAUUAUGAGGCAAUGAUAAAACAGGGACAAUUGAAAGUUACCGAUAUGGGCAUAGCAACAGUACCACUAGCGGGUAACGUAAAGGGUAGGCAAGGAAAGCGACGGCCGGCAGUGGGUACUGAGACCGGAGCACCCGUUGGCAAGAAGGGCAGAUCGAGUGACUUAAGCUCGCUGAAGCUACCCUCGCACGGCUAUCCAACAGAGCAUCCAUUCAACAAAGAUGGAUAUCGUUAUAUACUUGCCGAGCCAGACCCACAUGCGCCGUUUAGACAGGAGUUUGACGAAAGUAAUGAAUGGAGCGGCAAGCCGAUACCUGGAUGGUUGUACCGCUCACUUUGCCCCGGUGUAGUACUGCUGGCACUACAUGAUCGCGCGCCGCAAUUAAAAAUAGCUGAAGAUAGAUUAGCUGUCACUGGAGAGAAAGGCUAUUGUAUGGUGCGAGCUACACAUGGUGUUUCCCGUGGAAUCUGGUACUGGGAAGCGAGUGUAGAAGAGAUGCCGGAAGGGGCGGCAGCGCGCGUCGGCUGGGGCCGGAGGUACGCCAACCUGCAAGCCCCGCUAGGGUACGACAAGUUCGGGUAUUCGUGGCGAAGCAGAAAGGGCACUAGAUUUCACGAAUCUCGCGGAAAGCACUUCAGCAAUAGCUACGGCGAAGGCGAUACUUUGGGCUUCCUCAUAGUGCUGCCUGAGAGUCAUUCCACCAAAUACACGCCCAACACUUACAAAGAUAGACCAUUAGUAAAAUUCAAGAGCCAUCUGUACUACGAAGACAAAGACAACAUUCAAGAAUCUCUAAACAAUUUGAAGGCACUCGCGGGUAGUCGCAUAUUUUUCUUCAAAAAUGGCGAAUGUCAAGGCGAGGCUUUUGCGGACGUGUACCAGGGAUGUUAUUAUCCGUCAGUUUCGUUGCACAAGAAUUGUACAGUUAGUGUUAACUUUGGACCUAAUUUCAAAUGUCCCCCCAACACGGACCAAUCAUAUAGACCGAUGUCAGAAAAAGCUGAAGAAGCAAUAUGUGAACAAACCAUGGCCGACUUAUUAUAUCUGACCGAGAAUGAAGGGAAACUAAGAUUGGAUAAUUUCAAUCUCUGA